Messenger RNA from Limulus polyphemus (Atlantic horseshoe crab), 1011 nucleotides. RefSeq names its product metabotropic glutamate receptor 2-like. NCBI's taxonomy places the organism in Eukaryota, Metazoa, Arthropoda, Merostomata, Xiphosura, Limulidae. Gene Ontology annotation, cellular component: membrane. Gene Ontology annotation, biological process: regulation of synaptic transmission, glutamatergic; G protein-coupled glutamate receptor signaling pathway. The coding region runs from base 1 to 1011 and encodes 336 amino acids. The record is from RefSeq and is a predicted model, not a curated record. The transcript has a single exon. Gene Ontology annotation, molecular function: group II metabotropic glutamate receptor activity.
AUGACCCAAAAGUUUCCAGUACUUGUAAGCACCGAGGAAAACUUAACACUGAACGACACGAAGCAUCGCUACUGUGAAGAAAAGGACUGCAGCAAAACAAACCUUAACGCUCCUUUGUGGUACCGAGAUGAAAUAUGGGCAGUCCCACUUAUAGCGGUAUCUUCUGUAAACAUAAUCGUUAUCGGAUUUUUCGAGGUGUUUAUGCUGUGGAAAGCUGAAGGAUCAACCUCAAGCCGCAGACAUCUUGUUUUAGAACAGGUUUUAUUGUUUGGGCUGCUCCUUUGUUCUUUACUUGGAUACGUGUUUGCUGCCGAUCCAAGUUGGUUCACAUGUGGGGUGGUCCGUCUGGGGUUAGGCCUAACUUACUCUUUAGUAUUUGGAACACUAUUAGUAAAAACUAUAUUCUUGCACAGUCUACACACAGGAGUUUACUUGCCGGCUUUAUAUCAGGUCCUGUUACUUUUCUUUGUUGUUGUCGUACAGCUAUCCAUAGGAAUCCAGUGGCUAAUGCAACGACCACCUAUUGUAAUUGUUUAUCACGCCGGGGGUUCUACUUGUAAUUCGAAUGUUGUGACUAUGCUGCUAGUUCUUGUUUAUAACAUAUUUCUAAUAGCAUUUGUUGUUUUUCUUGCCAUCAAGACAAAGGAAAAUCCCGAAAAUUAUCAAGAAUCAAGGUUUAUUGGUAUUGCCACUGGCCUAACCAUACCUUUAUGGCUGGUAUGGAUGCUAAUUGCCCUCAUAAUAGAACCGCCACACCACGAUGCUGCUAUGGGGUUUGGUGUUGUUUUGAAUGCUACAGUAAUCUUUCUGGUCGUGUUUGUGCCCAAAGGGUUUCAGAUGACUGCAUUAGGAGAAGAAUGGCCAAACAUGGAAGAAAAAGGUGUACUUGCUUCUCCUGCUCCGUCGUACUGCAGCCCUUCAUUCCUCCACAUUAAGCCUCCUGUGAUGACUUGGAGCCAAAAAUUGAAACCAUUAAAUACGGGUAAGAAUUACCUUGUUCUUGCUUUUUAG